Molecule: messenger RNA, 1885 nt
Organism: Salvia miltiorrhiza (redroot sage)
Lineage: Eukaryota; Viridiplantae; Streptophyta; Magnoliopsida; Lamiales; Lamiaceae
Exons: 2
Coding region: 174-1736 (520 amino acids)
Source: RefSeq, a predicted model, not a curated record
CUCUUUCUUCAGCCUACAAAAAAGUUGCAUCUUUAUUAGUAAUUUGAGUUGUUUUCUUGAACACUGUACCCUUUUCUUAUCCCCACUACAAAUCUUGAUUUUUUUUCAAACUUUUCUUCUCCAAAUUGUUUUUCAAUUUUUGUUUCUUGAAUCUGAGCAAAAAAGAAAUAAAAAUGGGCAGUUGUUUGAGCAAGAAGAAUGUUUGUGCUUCUUCACCGCCUCCAGCGGUGCUUCCCGACCCACCGGAAAAGCUGAAACCCGAAGCCCAGCCGGAGAAGAAAGAAGAAACUGUCGUCAAGAAAGAGAUUUUCAUAAUCAAACACCGCAAAAGCCACGAAGUCGAGCGGCAGAGAUCGGAGCUGGAGGAGAAGGCGGAGGUGAAAAAAGUCGAUGAAUUCGUGGAUAAGGGUAAGAAUGCGAGCUCGAGCAACGGUUUGGACGGAGGAGCGGCGGCGGUGAGGACUUCGAGCUGCACUAAGGAAGAGGUGGACGCUAUUUUGAUACAAUGCGGCCGCCUCAGCCGGAGCUCCUCCACAGGGAAGGCGGCGCUCUCGUCGGAGAGGAAGUAUUCGGGGUCGAAGAGGAGUUACGACUUCGACAACGAGAACGGGAGAUGCGACGACAACAAUGCCGACGGAGACGAUGAGGCGGUGGCUAGAGAGAGGGAGAACCGGCGGAGGGAGCGCCGCCUCUCGCAAGGGCGGCGGAGGACGCCUAGUAGGGAACGGGAGGCAGCGCAGCAGCGCUCCGGAAGCCGGGAAAGAGGCGGCGGGAGGCGGGUGAGCAGAUCUCCCGGUAGAAGAUCUGAAUCCCCAAUCACUACUAACAGUGGGACUAAUUCCAACUCCUCCGCCGCGAAUGCUAACCCCCGGCCGGGGAAGUUGGUGUCGGUGCCGGCCAUGGCGAUGGACAAGAGCACUAACGCCGGCGGUGAGGCCGCGACGGGCGUGAAAAGGAUACAAGUGAAGAGAAAUGCGGGAGGAGAAGCGAGAAGCGCUGCGUCUCCGCGAGCGAGAUCUCCGGCGAGGUUGAGAGCUCCGAACGAUAAUCAGAACCAGCCGAUAUCUCUUAGUCGGAGCAAUUCGAGGAAAGCCGAGCACUCUCCUUACCGGAGAAAUCCUCUUUCCGAGAUCGACACCAACAUCAUCUCACAGGCAGCGCCUCCACAGAAAUUGUCGAAUGCAGGAGUGAACGUGACGCGAAGCAGGUCGUCUCGGCUAUCGCGGGAUCUGGACAUGAAUCCGGAAACCCUAACAAAUCCUAAUUCAUCCUACACUGCGCUUCUGCUGGAAGACAUCCACAAUUUCCACCAAAAGAAGGGUCCUCCGUUAUCUCUGCCGGCAUGCGUGAGCAAAGCAUGCUCCAUCCUGGAAGCAGUGGCGGACCUCAACUCGAGCAGCAGCGACCAAAUGAAAGAAAUAAGGGAAUCGGAGAUAGUAGGCAACGAUGACCUAAUGCAGCCUAGCUUCCACAAAUACGUGACGGUAAGGAGGGGGACGAGCGGAGACGAGGAGUUGGAGGAGCAAGAAUCCUCCGGCAGCAACAGCUUUGUGGGAAGCCAGCAACAGUGGGCGUCUUCUUCAAACUGGGAGCCAAAUUCGGCUGAAUCCACUGACCGGUGGACAGCGGUUGAUGAAGGUGGCAAGAAAGUGGCUGCUGCUAAUGGAAUCGGAAGGGGGAGAAUUGGGAGUCGAGUUUCGCUUACUGCACCUGCUUCCGCUUCCACGCAGACAUAGACAAUACACAUCACAUGCUUGUAUGUUUAUCUGCUUUCGCUGCUUCUUUAACAUGUGUUUUUCAUAUUUGUAGAAAUUUCUAUGUUUGGUUGCUAACUUUCGCAACCAUCCCCUCAAUUAUUUGAACAACCACCCAUCUUUUUUUUUUU